CCACACUCUCAUACAUCCUCAAGAAUUAUCAAACUCUAAAAAAAUUAAGCACACUUUGCUCUCUCUUUUACUCUCUUAAUUCUUCAAGCCAUCCUUCCCAUCGGAAUCUCAGCCGUUGGAUUGAAAUGGCUACUGCUGUCUCAACCGUUGGAGCCGCCACUAGAGCACCUUUGAGUGGAUCAAAUGCUGGGGCAUCAGUGCCAACCUCAGCUUUCUUGGGGAGCAGCUUGAAGAAGCAUACAAGUGUGAGAUUCCCAAGUGCCUCCUCCAAGGCUUCUUCAAUGACCGUUAAGGCCGCGGAUUACAGCGAGGAGAAGCAGACCAAGAAGGACAAAUGGGCUGGUUUGGCUGAAGACAUCUCCGAUGAUCAACUUGACAUUCGUCGCGGUAAGGGUAUGGUUGACACCCUCUUCCAAGCUCCCAUGGAUGCUGGUACCCAUGUUCCAGUCCAGAGUACCUUUGAGUAUGAAAGUCAAGGUCUUAGAAAGUACAACAUUGACAACAUGUUGGGUAAUUUCUACAUUGCCCCAGCUUUCAUGGACAAGCUUGUUGUUCAUGUCACUAAGAACUACUUGAACUUGCCUAACAUCAAGGUUCCCCUUAUCUUGGGUAUCUGGGGAGGCAAAGGUCAAGGUAAAUCCUUCCAAUGUGAACUUGUGUUCGCGAAAAUGGGAAUCAACCCCAUCAUGAUGAGUGCUGGAGAAUUGGAAAGUGGAAAUGCAGGAGAGCCUGCAAAGUUGAUCAGGCAAAGGUACCGUGAGGCAGCAGACAUCAUUGCCAAGGGUAAGAUGUGCGCUCUAUUCAUCAACGAUCUCGACGCUGGUGCUGGACGUAUGGGAGGCACAACUCAAUACACUGUCAACAACCAGAUGGUUAACGCCACCCUCAUGAACAUUGCUGACAACCCAACCAAUGUCCAGCUCCCUGGUAUGUACAACAAGCAGGACAAUGCUCGUGUACCCAUCAUCGUUACUGGUAACGACUUCUCUACCUUGUAUGCUCCUCUCAUUCGUGAUGGUCGUAUGGAGAAAUUCUACUGGGCACCCACUCGUGAGGACCGUAUUGGUGUUUGCACUGGUAUCUUCAGGACUGACAAUGUCCCUGUGGAGCAUGUUGUCAAAAUUGUUGACUCUUUCCCUGGCCAAUCCAUUGACUUUUUCGGUGCCUUGAGAGCUCGUGUAUAUGAUGACGAAGUAAGGAAGUGGGUUUCAAGCGUAGGAAUAGACGCCAUUGGGAAGAAGCUUGUGAACUCAAAGGACGGACCACCCGUGUUCGAGCAACCCAAAAUGACCUUGGAGAAGUUGCUUGAGUAUGGAAACAUGCUUGUGCAAGAACAAGAGAAUGUUAAGAGAGUACAACUUGCUGACAAGUACUUGAACGAGGCUGCUCUUGGAGAUGCUAACAAAGAUUCCAUUGACAGCGGAGCUUUCUUCGGACAAGCAGCUCAACAAGGAAAUAUACCAAUUCCUGAAGGUUGUACUGAUCCAAAUGCAAAAAACUUUGACCCAACUGCAAGGAGUGAUGAUGGGAGCUGCUUGUACACUUUCUAGGCCUUUUUUCCUUUGUCAAAUGAGUUGAGGAAAGAGGACCAAAUUAAUUUUUUAGUUUGCCUCUAUGAAUUGGAAGGAUUAUUGUUCCACUCUUGUAUACUUCUUUUCUAUUUAAAUUUUUUGUCAGUUGGUGAGUUGUUUUCCUGUAAUUUUGUGUAAGAAUUCACCUUCGUUUUCGUUGUGGAAUUGAUAAUUUUAUUUCCUUUUCUCGUAA
Beta vulgaris subsp. vulgaris (sugar beet) is the source of this 1764-nucleotide messenger RNA. Its product is annotated as ribulose bisphosphate carboxylase/oxygenase activase, chloroplastic. The record is from RefSeq and is a predicted model, not a curated record. Gene Ontology annotation, cellular component: chloroplast stroma; thylakoid. Gene Ontology annotation, molecular function: ATP binding; ATP hydrolysis activity; ribulose-1,5-bisphosphate carboxylase/oxygenase activator activity. The transcript has 7 exons. The coding region runs from base 126 to 1550 and encodes 474 amino acids. Lineage: Eukaryota; Viridiplantae; Streptophyta; Magnoliopsida; Caryophyllales; Amaranthaceae.